Molecule: messenger RNA, 3917 nt
Organism: Phyllostomus hastatus (greater spear-nosed bat)
Lineage: Eukaryota; Metazoa; Chordata; Mammalia; Chiroptera; Phyllostomidae
Gene: GPLD1
Product: glycosylphosphatidylinositol specific phospholipase D1
Exons: 26
Coding region: 146-2689 (847 amino acids)
Cellular component (GO): extracellular matrix; extracellular region
Molecular function (GO): GPI anchor phospholipase D activity
Source: RefSeq, a predicted model, not a curated record
UCUUGUGUAACCAGCCAGUGUCGGUAUCUGUUGCCACACACGGAGCGAGCAGCCGCUCCGGGUGCUCGUCAGAACAGCUGGCCCGCACGGCAGGCGCAGCACCGACCGGGCAGCUGCAGAGCCCAGGGCGGGCAGCGGGGACAGGAUGCACGGGCCGUCUGCCCUCCGAAGGUUCUGGCCUGGCCUGCUCGUCGCGCUGGGUGCGCUCUGCCCCGGCGGCUCGCCGUGCGGCAUUUCCACACACAUAGAGAUCGGCCACAGAGCCCUGGAGCUUCUGCACCUGCAGGACGGGGGCGUCGACUACAGAGAGCUGCUGCUGGAGCACCGGGACGCGUACCAGGCUGGAGCCGUGUUUCCCGACGCCUUCUACCCCGGCCUCUGCGAGAGAGGGCGAUUCCACGAGGUGUCCGAGAGCACCCACUGGACCCCCUUCCUCAACGCGAGCGUUCACUACAUCCGGGAGAACUACCCCCGCCCCUGGGAGAAGGACACGGAGAAGCUGGUCGCCUUCCUGUUGGGGGUCACGUCGCACAUGGUGGCAGACGUCAGCUGGCACAGCCUGGGCGUCGAGCAGGGCUUCCUGAGGACCAUGGCGGCCAUCGACUUCCACGGCUCCUACUCCGAGGCGCACUCGGCCGGAGACUUCGGCGGCGACGUGCUGAGCCAGUUCGAGUUCAACUUCAACUACCUCUCGCGGGACUGGUAUGUGCCCGUGGACGACCUCCUGGGGAUUUACAAGGAGCUCUACGGCCGCGAGGCCAUCACCCGAAACGCCAUCGUGGACUGCACCUACCUCCAGUUCCUGGAGAUGUACGGGGAGAUGCUGGCCGUCUCCAAGCUGUACCCCACGUUCUCCCGGAAGUCCCCGUUCCUGGUGGAGCAGUUCCAGGAGUACUUCCUCGGCGGGCUGGACGACAUGGCGUUCUGGUCCACCCACAUCUACCGCCUGACCAGCUACAUGCUGGAGAACGGGACCCGGGACUGCCACCUGCCCGAGAACCCUCUGUUCAUCACCUGCGGCGGCCAGCAGAACCGGACCCAGAGCAGCCCGCACGCGCAGAAGAGCGACUCCCACAGGAACCUGACCGUGUCCCUCACUAAGGAGGCCUGGAAGGGCAUCAAGCACACCAAGCGAGGGGUGGUCUUCAGCGUGGAUUCCUGGACCCCGGACUCCCUGGCCGUCGUGUACCGGACUCUGGAGAGGAACCUGCGGACGCUCUUCACAGGCGGCCCCCAGCCGCCCCCGAACCACGUGUCCGGCCCCCUGGCGUCCUACUUCCUGUCGCGUCCCUACGCCAGGCUCGGCUGGGUGAUGGCCUCGGCCGACCUCAACCAGGACGGGCACGGCGACCUGCUGGUGGGCGCCCCGGGCUACAGCCGCCCCGGCCACGUGCACGUGGGGCGCGUGUACAUCGUCUACGGCAGCGACCUGGGCCUGCCCCCCAUCGACCUGGACCUGGACGAGGAGGCCCACGGGGUCCUGGAGGGCUCCCAGCCUGCAGGUCGCUUCGGCUCGGCCUUGGCCGUGCUGGACUUCAACAGGGACGGCGUGCCUGACCUGGCCGUGGGCGCCCCCUCGGUGGGCUCCGCGCAGCUCACGUACACAGGCGCCGUGUACAUCCACUUCGGCUCCCGGGAGGGAGGCCUGUCGCCGUCCCCCAACGUCACCGUCUCCUGUCAGGACACGCACUGCAACCUGGGCUGGACGCUGCUGGCCGCCGACGUGAGCGGGGACGGCGAGCCCGACCUGGUGGCCGGCUGCCCCUUCGCGCCGGGCGGAGGGAAGCAGAGGGGCGUGGUGGCCGCGUUCUAUUCCCGCCCCGGCCGCGGCCGCAGAGGGAACCUGACUGUGGCGGCGGCCGACUGGCUGGUGAGGGGCGAGGAGGACUUCGCCUGGCUGGGGCACUCCCUGCAUGGCGUCAGCGUGGGCAACAGGACGCUGCUGUUGGUGGGGAGCCCCACCUGGAGGAACGCCAGCAGCCGGGCCUCUGCGUCCCGCUCGCACGACAGGAAGCAGAGCCAGAGCCUCGGCCGGGUGUACGGCUACUUCCCGCCGCGCUGCCGGAGCACGUUCACCAUCUCCGGGGACAAGGCGAUGGGGAAGCUGGGCACCUCCUUGUCCAGUGGCCACGUGAUGAUGAACGGCACCCGGAAGCCGGUGCUGCUAGUCGGGGCCCCGACGCACGACGACGUGUCCAGGAUGGCCUUCCUGACCAUGACCUUGCACCAAGGGGGGGCCACGCGGAUGUACGAGCUGACGCCCGACCUGCAGCCGGCCCUGCUCAGCAGCUUCAGCGGAGACCGCCGCUUCUCGCGCUAUGGGGGCGCGCUGCACCUGAGCGACCUGGACGGUGACGGCGUGGACGACCUCAUCGUGGCGGCCCCCCUGCGGACAGCGGACCUGACCUCCGGGCUGGUCGGGGGCGAGGACGGCCGGGUCUAUGUCUACAGCGGCAAGCGCACCCUCCUCGGCGACGUGACGGGCAAGUGCAGGUCCUGGCUGUCGCCGUGCCCAGAGGAGAAGGCCCAGCACGUGCUCAUCUCUCCAGAGGCAGGCUCGAGGUUCGGGAGCUCCGUGGUCACCGUCCGGUCGAAGGACAAGAACCAAGUCGUGGUGGCUGCAGGCAGGAGCUCCUUGGGUGCCCGGCUCUCCGGGGCGCUGCACGUCUACAGCCUCCGCUCAGACUGACGCCUGCCCACGGCCUCGCCGCUCGCCCCUCUGGUCUGGCGGACAACGGGGCACAGAGGGGCACACCCCCGAGCCUUGGUGGACCCUGCAAGGAGGCGAGGCUCCUGGGAGGGCAGACAUGCAUGGCCGGAUGUCGGGGACAACACCAGCUGCCAUCCCACACCGCCACGCGCGCCCCAAGCUGCCCUCCCCGCUUCCCCUGCAGAUGCCCUGUCCUGCUCGCCACCUGUGCUCGACGCCUGCGGCCGGCUGUCCUCCGGUGCCCUUGGGAAGACCCCCACACACUGCCUUCAAAGUCGGGGGCCCCUGCCCAUCCGAGGGCAGCGGGGGGCGCGGGGAAUGGGGAGAGUUACAGCAGGAGCAGGGGGGUUGAGGGGCGUGGGGUUGCUGGUGAACGGCGGGGUCCCGUCCUCCUGUGGGUGCCCCCACCUUUUCCACGGGCGCGCGGGGAAGGGCCGGCGAGGAAACCAGACGUCCCCAUCCCCCGCUUCCGGAGAGGCGGCUGCGCUGGCACGUGACACACUAAGCGACCCUCCGCUCCGGGGUCCAGACUCAGGGGGUGCGAACUGGUGUCCCAGUUCCGUGCUCUUUGGGGAAGGGCCCCCCCGGAGACCCCGCGGGGAGGGGUGGAGGCGGGGAAGGGUCAUCUCUCGGGGACGGCGGUCCCGCCGAGGAGGGAGGUGGCACACACCGGGGGGCAGGGGAGGGGCACCAGGAGGAACUGAAGUGCACACACGGCGUCGGCCGGCCGGCCGGCCAGGAGCGCGGUUGAUUAGCAGGGGGUUUACUUCCGGGGACCAGGGGCUCCUCGGCCGUGUCCACGCGCAAGUGGUGUGCGUGUGGGCGAGUGGACGGCACACGCUUCAGGGAAGGUCCGUCACCCGGGACGUCACACCGCACCAGCUGACAGGCGUGUCCACCUGUGCCCACGCUUCACCCAAGGGUUCCUCCUCCCUGAUGCCCGAACACCCCGGACAGUGAGCGCCAGGUGGGGCCGGGAGCAAGUUUCCCACGGGCACUACGGACUCCACGCUGAGCCCUCCUGACCCUCCCUCGACGAUGGCCCGGUGCUCCAGGCAGCCUGCGGGACACACGGACACGGCCAGGCCGGCGUCUGUCUCAGCGGGUGGGUUCAGCUUUCACUAGGUGUCCCCUGUAGCUCUAAGCACUGAUUCUGGAUGAAAAUACGCUAACUUUGUCUCAUUAACACAAAUCUGAACUUACACAA